UCUCCUCUUGUUCUAACACCUCUCUUGGCCUUAACAUCCUGUUAAUCCCGAAGAGGAGGUGGGGCUCCCAAGGAAGCAGUAGUGAAAUAGCGCUAGCCGUCAGCAUGUGACUACGGAUUCCUGGACAUUAAAGGGUCAACGGCGGAGCGUGGGCUGAGAGUCCCUGGAGACAACCUGUGUGCUUGGGUAGAGCACAAUCCAGUGGUGAGAGAGAAGGAAGCAAACGUGCUGGGUCUUCUCUUUCUGAGAGUGUUUCUUGUGUCCCUCCACUCCUUUCCUCCAGAACCGGCCCAAGACCCAACACAGACAGCAGGACAGCCCUCCGCUGCCCAGGGAGUGUCUUCUCUCCUCAGAGCACAGAGUCCCGGACCUCUCCAGGACAACACUCAAGACAGAGAGGCUCCAGGGGCCACGACAAUGCCUGUCCUUUCCUCCCUACACUGCCCAACUCUGCCAUCCCUGCUGCUGACUCUGCUUCUGGGAUUCACAGGAACUGCAGGUGAAGAGUUCCAGGUGAACCAGCCUGAGGGUUCAGUGUCAGUCAGAGCUGGAGACAUCGUUACACUGGCCUGCAACAUGUCUGCUCACUCCCCAGCAGGGCCUGUCUUGUGGUUCAGGAAGAAUGGGCCAGAACAACAAUUAAUCUACAGUUUCAAUGGCAGCCACUUUCCCCGAGUAAACCAAGUGGAAAACACAGAGGUCAAUCAAACAGACUAUUCCAUCCGCAUCAGUGAUGUGUCACCCAAGGACACGGGCACCUAUUACUGUGUGAAGUUAACAAUAGGGCAUCCUGACAUGGCGUACGUAUCUGGUUCAGGCACCUACGUGUCUGUGAAUGGAGCCUCACAUGAGCUAUUCCAGGUGCAACAAGCUGAGAUGACACAGACUGUAUCGACCGGAGACACAGUCACCUUGAGUUGCAGGGUACCAGAUUCGUUCCCCAAAGGACCUGUCUUAUGGUUCAAGGGAACUGGGCCACACCGGGAAUUAAUCUACAAUUUCAAAGGAGGCAUCUUUCCCAGAGUAAAAGAAAUCGGACGCACCACCAAAGCUGGCAACACAGACUUUUCCAUCCACAUCCGUGAAAUCUCUCUUGCAGACGCCGGCACCUACUACUGCGUGAAGUUCAAGGAGGGGCAACCUGACCUGGAGUUCCAGUCAGGUCCAGGCACUGAGGUGUUUGUGACUAGAACAAGCAGUCAUAUUGCCCCAGGUGCUCCUGAGAGACAUCUUAUGACCAUGAGGGGAACCAAGUUGAGGAAAAAUCUGCUCUAGAGAAGUGCAAAGAUACAAAGAAUGUGGGUUGACGACAUUGCACCGCCAUAUUGUUCCUGGUUCCAACCGCACUUCUGGACCUCCAGUUAUGGGAGAGAAAACAUCUCCUUGUUAAGCCAGUUUGCUGAAAGUUACCACUGUCCUAAGGGAUGCCAGGUGGUAAAGUUCCCACAUCCACGGAGCACUAAAGUACGAUUUCAAAUCA
Molecule: messenger RNA, 1480 nt
Organism: Neofelis nebulosa (Clouded leopard)
Lineage: Eukaryota; Metazoa; Chordata; Mammalia; Carnivora; Felidae
Product: signal-regulatory protein delta-like
Exons: 5
Coding region: 418-1275 (285 amino acids)
Cellular component (GO): plasma membrane
Source: RefSeq, a predicted model, not a curated record